Nycticebus coucang (slow loris) is the source of this 1953-nucleotide messenger RNA. RefSeq names its product gasdermin C (gene GSDMC). Bases 49 to 1953 code for a protein of 634 amino acids. Lineage: Eukaryota; Metazoa; Chordata; Mammalia; Primates; Lorisidae. The transcript has 14 exons. The record is from RefSeq and is a predicted model, not a curated record. Gene Ontology annotation, molecular function: phosphatidylinositol-4-phosphate binding; phosphatidylserine binding; phosphatidylinositol-4,5-bisphosphate binding. Gene Ontology annotation, biological process: pyroptotic inflammatory response; defense response to bacterium.
ACAACUGUGUUCUUUCUCUACAGGACAGAAGGGUAUACGGUCUGCAACAUGCCCUCCUUGUUUGGACGCGUUAGUGAGAAUGUGGUCAAAGAGGUUGGAUGUAAAGAAACGAGGCCUGUCAAACACUUGUCAAGUGCCAACAAAUUCCAUCUAUUUAGUAUAUUACGAAAGAAGACCUCUGUUUCACUGACGCGACAAUCUGAGUAUGUUCCACUUGGCUCCACCCUCAUGGACAUCCUACAGAGUCCUUCAGUCCCAGUAACAAAUGUGGUUGGACCACUCUGCUUGGAGGACAUUACCUGCUGGAAGCAUAAGGCUAGCGUGGAUGUGAAUGUUGGUGCAGAAAUGAGUGUGUCAGGGGAGUGUUCUGAGGACCAUGGACACUCCCUCGAGUAUCAGAUUGUUAGCAUCUCUCCCCCAAACCUGGAAGACCUUCUUAAAAGGAAACUGGUGGAUCCAGAGCCGCAAUACCUCAGUGAGUGCCGGGAUAGAAAUGACAAGCUAUAUGUGGUGACACAGACUAUCGAACUGAUCAAAGAUACUGUGCUGUAUGACAGCAAUAAUACGAAUUUUUUGGGAAAAAUUUUCCUUGGAAUUACUUCUGGCAAGAGUCAAGGUGAAGGACAGCAUCUCAAAAUGAAUAUGAAGAAGUUGAGUCUACAGAAGGGCAUGGUGAUGGCCUACAAGAUGCAGCAGCUAGUUAUUAAGGAAAAAGGCAUUGUUUCCACUUCUUCUGGUGGUGAGCAGACCUUUCAGGAUGAAGACUCCAGCCAGAGUGAGAGUGAGAGUGAGAGUGACAGUGGUAACUAUAUGGAUUUUGAGGAUCUACAAAACAAGUUGUCCUUGAAAAUGGAUGCACUGGGUGGACUCUCCAAGAACAUUCAGCAUGUUGUGUUCCAUAGUGUCCUGGCCAUGCUCAGAGAUCAGAGGGCUCUGGAGAACAUGCUGGAAUUCAAUAGCUUGUGUUAUUUGGAUGACCCUCUUUGCAACAUCCUGAAUGAACUGCAACAGAACUCAAGCCCUGCGGAGCACGCCAUUCUUGAUCUCCUUGAAGGCGUAAUUGAGUUCCUCUCUCAGGGGGUCUCCUGGUUCCUGGUGGGAGUGAAAUCUGGACUCUUUCUCACUGUCUUUCCCCACAUUCCCCCACCUCCAGAGCUGAAUGAUGUCCAACAUUAUUUUCUGGCCUUGUCCAUGGAGAAGAGGAUCCUGGGCCAGCAACGGGAGCUGGCAAGGAGCAUCUUGGAGCCCCACUUUGAAUACAUGGGGGUUGUCACCUUCACCCUCAAUCCUGAGCUCCAAGCCCCACUCCAGAAGGAGGAUUUGGCCAUCACCUGUAACCUGUUGGAGGAGUGUGGCCUGAAGAUAGAGCUGAAUAGUCCCAGGUCUUACUGGUACCCAUCAGCCAAGAUGUCGCUCUCCAUCCUCUAUGGGGUCCUCUCGUUGCUGCAGGAGCUGGCUGAGGCCUCAGCUCUCCCUGAGGGGCCCUCAGUCCAGAGGUGCCUGGCUUUCUCCCAGGCUAUGCUGAAUCAGACUCAUCCUCACUGUCCUAGUUUCAGUGUAACUUUUCCCUUUGAAAAACGUCCUGAGAGUAGUGGCUAUAUCACAGGCAGCCAGAAUCUGAACUUGACACAGUAUCAGGGUCUGCCCCGAGACAGUUCUUUCAGUAAUGACCACAUGCUAACACCUAUGGUUCGGGGAUAUGCCCAGCACCAGAAUGAGCCUGCUGGAUGCUGGUACCCGGAGAUGAACAACAGAGACAAAGUUUCUACUCUAAUGGAAUCUGAGGAGGUGGCCUUAGACAAGGCGAUGAAAGAACACCACCUUCAGGCCACUAUCUCCAUUCUGAGAGAGCUAGCUGUGCCCAAAGUGGGGAAAGGGCGAAGGGGAGGGGGACGAGCACAUGCAAAGCCCUAUCGUGGGAAAAAGAUUGGCAUUUUCGAGGAGAGAUUUUGA